Messenger RNA from Galleria mellonella (greater wax moth), 3536 nucleotides. Its product is annotated as calcium-independent phospholipase A2-gamma-like. Lineage: Eukaryota; Metazoa; Arthropoda; Insecta; Lepidoptera; Pyralidae. Bases 478 to 2235 code for a protein of 585 amino acids. Gene Ontology annotation, biological process: arachidonate metabolic process. The record is from RefSeq and is a predicted model, not a curated record. The transcript is spliced from 8 exons. Gene Ontology annotation, cellular component: membrane.
AGACAUCUAUAAACCUUAUGUUUAGAUAUCUAUGAAACAAAAGUGAAAGUGAUAAUUUUCGUUGUGAUUGGCAGCAUUGACAGAUCAUUCGAUCUGACGUCAAGUUGACGUCACUGAAACUGUCACCGAUUGUCAUAUCAGUUCGGUGAUAUAAGUUUAUUUAUAUUAUUCCGCAACGGUCGUGUUGUAGUAUUGAACUUCGAAGAGUAAUUUCUAGAUGAGAUUACGAAACAAACGUUGAUUAACUAUAACUAUCUACUUAAUUGAAAUAAAAAUAUCAACCGUCUGUGCGUUGCCUUGGUUUUUCGGUUAUAAUUUUAACAAAUACAUUCGAAGGCUACUGUUAGUCGUGUUCAAUUCUAGUGUUUUCUUUUCUCGAAGUUCGUAUUGAAUUCGUAGCGUGGAACUAUAAACCUUGACUUGUCUAGCGUCAAUGUUAAAUUUUAUGUACUAUGUAAUGUGAAUUAUUGAAUAAAAAUGUCGUCGUUGGGAAGCCAGUGGAGAUUAAUUAGACAUUAUCUCUCUGUAUCCAAUUUGAAUGCAGAACUCGAGAAGCUGAUACAGAAAAUUAAACCUGUGACUCCUGAACAGUGGGACAAUUUAAUUAACAGAUUUGAAAAAGCGGUAUCUGUAAGACUGUUACAAGGAAUAAAACAAAUAGAGCAGACUGAAAAUAAAGAUCAAUAUGUGGUAAAGUCCACUACUGUUGAGGAAACAAAACCUGUUACCAAAGAUAGCACCGAGAAAAAUGAGGAGAAAAAAGAAGAGAAAGUUGAUGAUGGUCUGACGGUGGGUUCGGAGGCAAAGGAAAUUACAUUUGAAGGGCUGUGGCGGGGUCUCAAGUUGAAAAAAGACCUCACCUUGGGAAAAAUGUCAGAGCCCAGCUGGAAGUCCAAUAAACCAAUCAUCACUAAGACGUCAAUCCACUCGCGCACGGCGUACGUGAUCGCCGCCAUUGAGGACGCGGUCGCCGAGCCCAGCCUGCUGCGCCGCGCACAGCACUUCGUCGACCACCUGCAGCAGUACCCGGAGGCCAGGGACUACGCCAUCAAGGAAGGCGCGGUGAGGGCGCUGCUGCGGGUGCAGGACAGGCUGUCAGACGAGCCCGUCGGCAGGGAGCUCGGCGGCAUCGUUGCAGAGGCGCUGGCGCUGCUCGGGUACGUGGAGCCGCCGCGCGGGCCGGGCCCCAACAUCCUGUCGCUGGACGGCGGCGGCAUCCGCGGCCUCAUCGCCAUCGACCUGCUGCGCGAGCUCGAGACCCUCACCGGCCGCCGCGUGCACGAGCUCUUCGACUUCAUCAUCGGUGUCAGCACCGGCGCCAUCAUCGCCUCCGUCAUCGGUAGCGGAGUGGGCAAUCUAGAUACGGCCAGUGAGAUGUAUCACACAUUAUCGAAGAAAAUGUUUGGCAACACUUCUGUGAUCGGAGGCACGUCGCGCCUGGUGUGGUCGCACUCGUACUACGACACGCGCGCGUUCGAGGAGCUGCUGCAGCAGCACCUGGGGGAGCGCACGCUCAGCCAGUGCAACCGAUACAACACGCCCAAGAUGGCGCUGGUGUCGUGCGUGGUGGGCGGCGGCGGGCCGGGUGGCGCGGGCGGCGAGGGCCGGCUGUCGCCGUUCGUGUUCCGGUCGUACGCGAGCGCGUUCCGCGCGCGGCCCGCGUACCCGGGCACGGCGCGCGCGCGCCUGUGGCACGCCGUGCGCGCCUCCGCCGCCGCGCCCACCUACUUCGAGGAGUUCCGCCUCGACGGCCUGCUGCACCAGGACGGCGGCCUCAUGGCCAACAACCCGGCCGCGGUGGGCGUGCACGAGGCGCGGCUGCUGUACGGGCCGGCCGCCGCGCGCCGCGCCACGCUCGUGUCGGUGGGCACGGGCCGGCCGCCGCGCGUCGCCCGCGCCCGCGCGCUCGCCAACACCUCCUGGCGCGACAAGUUCGACACGAUCCUCGACUCGGCCACCGACACCGAGGGCGUGCACCAGGUGCUGAGCGACGUGCUGCCCGACGGCGCCUACUUCCGGCUGAACCCGCCGCUGCUGCAGCCGUGCGCCAUGGACGAGACCGAGCCGGCGCGGCUGGCGGCGCUGCGCGCGGACGCGGCCGCCUACGCGCGCCGCAACCGCCACAAGCUGGAGCGCGUGGCCGCCGCCCUCACGCGGCCGCGCCCGCCGCUGCAGCGCGCGCUCGACGCCGCCGCGCGCCGCGCGCGCCUGCUGGGGCUCGCGCCCGCCGACUGACCGCCCGCCGCCCGCCGCCCGCCGCCCGCCGCCCGCGACUACUGGCACCGGCGCCCGGCGACUGACCGCCCGCGCCCCGCCCGCCACCCGCCGCCCGCGACUACUGGCACCGGCGCCCAGCGACUGACCGCCCACACCAUCCGCCCCGCCCGGGCGCGCUGGGGCUGAACACCCGGCGACUGACCGCCCGCGCCCCGCCCACCACCCGCCGCUCCUACGCGGAGCUAGCUAUGUAGAAUUAUACCACGUCACCUGAGCCCAGUUUAAACUUUGUCCCCAAAUAUUCGUUAUCCAAUAUCUCGUAUAUAGAGUAUGAGAACCACGCGAUUUACUGUAACUGUGUAAUACUUAAUUCGAAUGCUUAUGAGAAAUGACAAUUUUCUGCAUACCUAAUUCCAAUCUUAAUACGGUGUGUAUUCGCACUCGCAAGAAACCUUUUUUUUUUGUUUUUUUUUUUUUUUUUCUUUUUUUCUCGCCCCUCCACAUCUCGUUCAUAUAAAUGCAAUAUUUACUUAAUAUUGUCUGUAUUUAAAAUACCGACAACAAUUCUUAUACGCUUUUUGAAAGCAAUAAAAUUGAUUUAAAAAUGUACUGUGUAAACAAGUGUUUUAUAAUUUUAUUAAUUUAUUUAUUGUAACUGAAUGUAAAAUAUAUGAUAUAUGUUAUAGCUUAUAGAAAAUAUUCGUGGAACUCCUUAAUUACUAUGUAAACAUCACUGCCACUUUCUAUUCAUAAUCUAAAAAAUUAUGAAUAUUAAAUCCUACUUUAACACAAUUUAGAUACUUCCUUGUAAGUUAUUGAUGUCCCAGUAAUAUCGCGGCUGUGUGUGUGUCUCUGUUAAACUAGUGACCACACAUUAUAUUUAUAUAACAAAAACUAUUAAACUACAAAUGUUACAUGUAUUAGUCGUACCAUUAUAAGAAUUACAGUAGUAGAAUUUGUAUUAUAUCUAGUCACUUGUGUAGGAAAAAAAAAAAAAAAAAAAAAAAUGUCAUUAGUUAUAACAUUGUAUUUGGUUCAAUUGUAAGCAUAAAUGCUUAUCAUGAACUACUACUUGAAACUAUUAUGUGAACUCUAUGUAUUAGUGAGCAAAACAAAUUCGCUUACUUUCUGUUGGGAUUUUAAUAUUUUAUACUACUUUUGCUGUCCAGUACUGUGAGUUGUUAUUAAAUUCUAUAUGUUACAAACUGUUUUAAUUAAUAUCCAAUGUCAUGACAUUAUAGUAAAAUAUCCUUUCAAGAAGUGUAUUUCAAAAUUGAAUGCUAUUUACGUAAUAUCGUAAGAGUCGACUAAGGAAACUU